Lactuca virosa is the source of this 372-nucleotide messenger RNA. Lineage: Eukaryota; Viridiplantae; Streptophyta; Magnoliopsida; Asterales; Asteraceae. The record is from the annotation of a GenBank genome assembly.
AUGACCACGAUGGGUCACAAUACCGAAUCUCAAAAUUAUCUGCAGCCCUCGUCUUCGAGGUCAGCAGCAUCGGCGACGUCUCGGAGUGCUGUUAACUUCUUAACAGAUGGCGAUGGCGGUGGUGGAAUGGUUGGCGGAACCGCAGCAAUGGCGGUGCACCAUAACCGCUCUUCUUCAACCACGAAAGGCAACAGUGACGGCCAUAGCCUGUCGUCAUUGGCAAUGGAACAGCACCCCCUGAAUGUCUUGCUGGUAGCAGCGGUUCACGGUGGACUUUGGUGGUCGAUAGCGGCGGCUGAAAGAGACGGAAGCAUAAGGUGGCGGCUGGGAGGAAUAUUAGGGUUAGGGUUACAUGGGGUGUUGUGGCUAUGA